Messenger RNA from Scatophagus argus, 739 nucleotides. RefSeq lists its product as uncharacterized. The coding region runs from base 42 to 713 and encodes 223 amino acids. NCBI's taxonomy places the organism in Eukaryota, Metazoa, Chordata, Actinopteri, Scatophagidae. The transcript has 5 exons. The record is from RefSeq and is a predicted model, not a curated record.
UCAGACUCCUCAGCUGUGUGUCCUUGAAGAGUGACCAGUCAAUGGAUCCACCUCUUACAUUUAAAGAUGGACACUGGUCUCCUGAAAAGAAGAUCCACAUGGAGAGCCCAGAGUCCUCUGAAAGCAGCUGUGUGACCCUUAAGAGUGACCAGUCAAUAGACCCACCUCUUACAUUCAAGGAUGCCCACUGUCCUCUUGAAAAGAACAUCCACAAGGAGAGCCCAGAGUCCUCUGAAAGCAGCUGUGUGUCCAUUAAGAGUGACCAGUCAAUAGACCCACCUCUUACAUUCAAAGACACACACUGUUCUCCUGAAAUGAAGGUUGACCAGAAGAGGUCCAAGGUUUCUGUUGAUCAGUCUGCACAACCUCAUCAAACAGACCUGGAUUCCAUAUUUGCGCUGCUUGAGGAGAACGUUAUUACUUUUGUGAAGACUGAGCUGAAGAAGUUCAAGGGGGUCCUGAGUCCAGAUGACCCAAAAUGUGUGGAGAAAAACAGCGAGGAUGUAGACCCGAUUGAUAAUGUGGAGGAGGAGCACAGAAGGAGGAAUGGAGAGGCUUUUCUGAAGAUCACACUGAACUUCCUGAGGAGAGUGAAGCUGGAUGAGCUGGCAAACUCUCUGCAGAGCAGUAAGAGGCUUUGUGCAAGUUUCAAGUUUAUUGAAACGGUCAAUUACAUUUCCAAAAUUACUCUAUAUGUGUGUGCUGUAUGUUAGUGACACACUGUGGGUGGUGAUUAAUU